This is a messenger RNA of Fusarium proliferatum ET1, 1443 nucleotides long. RefSeq lists its product as uncharacterized. Gene Ontology annotation, cellular component: nuclear envelope; nuclear membrane. NCBI's taxonomy places the organism in Eukaryota, Fungi, Ascomycota, Sordariomycetes, Hypocreales, Nectriaceae. The coding region runs from base 1 to 1443 and encodes 480 amino acids. The transcript has 3 exons. The record is from RefSeq and is a predicted model, not a curated record. Gene Ontology annotation, biological process: nuclear envelope organization; lipid homeostasis.
AUGGAUCGUCGAACUUACGAAGGUCCUAUGGACUGGGAGUACCAGAACAGCGGCCCUUUUGAUCCCACAAGUCCUUUUACACAUGCAGCAAAAAGUAACUCUCAGAAUGGCAAGUUUACCUUCACCGGCGUCACAGUUGCAGCUGUAGCUUCUACAAUCCGCGAUGUCUGGCAGCUCUUUGCUAACAGGACACCCUCAAAAACGAAACCGCCGCAGUCCUCCUUUACUCCUCAAUUGUCUUCGAGAACUACCGCGCCAGCAUUCCGCAACCCUGCAUUUACAACACCCCGGCGACCUUUUGAUGACGUUGCGCUGUCUGAAGCCUCAGGCGCAGAAGACAGCCCUGCCUUGACAGAAGUUUCUGACUUCCCGAAUGACACUCCUGAAGCGGACCGUAUGAGCGAUAUCAACAUGAGUGGCAUGACGAGUCCCUCUAAGAUCGACAAGUCCUUUCGUUACAGCAAGACUCCUUUCUCAAGCAAAAAGCAUACACCAGGUCGAGGCGAAAUACGAGCGACUCGAGACCUCUCCGUAUCAGAAUUUAUUCGCAAGCGAAAGAGACAUAAUCUUGAUAGAGAUGUCAGCAGCAUAACUCGACAACGAUGGACAGAGUCAGAUUCCGAUUCGGAAGAUAGCAUUGCACCGAGACGAACUCGUGGCAAGAAGAAGACAACAAAGGAAGCCCCGAGGGGUUUCUUGGGAUCUCUGUUGCAUAUGCUGGACGAACACCCUAACGCCCCUGACAAUCUUUACAGAUGGGUCAAGUUGAUAGUGAACUUCUUUCUGGUAUCAGUCUUCGUCUACAUUGGCUGGUCCAUUGUAACCACCGUGAAAACGGACAUCGAAAAUGCAAACGAGAUGGCACGAAUCGAGAUCAUGGGGAAAAUUACGGAAUGCCAAACUCAGUACAGUAUCAACGGAUGUGCUAAGAACGACCGUCCGGCGCUCAGAGUGGCAUGCGAGGAGUGGUCUGAAUGUAUGACACAGAACCCUGAGGCUAUCAUGAGGGUCAAGGUGACUGCCAAGCAAAUCGCAGAGAUCAUCAACGAGUUUUCUGAAGCAAUGAACCUCAAAGCUUGGGGAUUUUUCUUCGCUGUUCUCAUCUUUUGCGCCUUCGCCAACAACUUUUUCUUGGGUGGAUAUGUCAGCAAGCCAGCACCUCCCGUUCAGUCACAACCCGCAGCUCCACCUCACGAUCCAUCCAUGGCCCCUGAGAACGGUCCAGGAUUCAUGUGGGUUCCUGUACAAACACCAAGGAUGCAGCGUCACAUGUUGCUCGACGAUGGUACCGAUACGGACAGUACACCGCCGCCAAAAAUGAAGACGAUUCUUGCGCCUCCAUACACUCCUUCACUGCGUCGGAGUCCAAGCAAGACGGAUCGGGGCCGUAGCCCUGUUAAAAACCGAAGUCCUAGUAAAGGGCGUCGCGAACCGUUUGCGUAG